Molecule: messenger RNA, 294 nt
Organism: Neurospora tetrasperma FGSC 2508
Lineage: Eukaryota; Fungi; Ascomycota; Sordariomycetes; Sordariales; Sordariaceae
Exons: 2
Coding region: 1-294 (97 amino acids)
Source: RefSeq, a predicted model, not a curated record
AUGAACUGGCUCAUCGGUCAGUGGAGAGUGGAUGUCAGUAAUGCAGGGACUAGGGGCCGUCAUCUGGGGGACUGGAGACCAAGUGGGACGCCGUCCUUGGGCGUGCCAGCUCCCUCUGCUGGAUUUCGACUGGACCUCGACUGGGGUCAGGCUGUGCCUCUGACUGGAGCCAGCCGGGUCACGGCUCCCACCACGACUGAGGCCGGUUGCAGACUGCCGGGGGGCACCCCGAGCCCACGGAGGGACAGCCCAAACGAUGAGGAGACGGAUGCAGGCCAACAAGGACAUCGGUGA